This is a messenger RNA of Dryobates pubescens (Downy woodpecker), 2891 nucleotides long. It is a transcript of the gene CPXM1, whose product is annotated as carboxypeptidase X, M14 family member 1. Gene Ontology annotation, molecular function: zinc ion binding; metallocarboxypeptidase activity. The transcript is spliced from 14 exons. The coding region runs from base 39 to 2720 and encodes 893 amino acids. Gene Ontology annotation, biological process: proteolysis. The record is from RefSeq and is a predicted model, not a curated record. NCBI's taxonomy places the organism in Eukaryota, Metazoa, Chordata, Aves, Piciformes, Picidae.
GGGCCGGCGGGGCUGCUCCGCUCCGCUACGCCGCGGCCAUGCCGGGGCUGCCCCUCGCCCUGCUCCUACUGCUAGUGGCCCUCGGGGGGUCCGGGGCUGCGCCCCCCCGCAGCACCCCCAGACCCCGAGGGCUGCCGCCCCCCCCCGCCCAGCCCGCCCGGCCCACGGCCACAGGGAUGGGCACCGCCACCGGCCCCCCGCCAGGCACCGGGCUCCCCGCGAGGAGCAUCACAACGGCACCCCCCAAGGGCAGCCGGGCGACCCCCCCGAAAGGCACCCCGACCCCCCCGAGAGGCAGUGGACCAUCCCCGAAGGGCAUCACGACGGGACCCCCCAAAGGCACAGCGACGGCACCCCCCAAAGGCACUGAGCCAGCUCCCCCGAAAAGCAUCACGACCCCCACGAAAGGCAUCGGGGGCCCCACGAAGGGCACAGCGACGGCACCCCCCAAAGGCACCGGGGCAGCCCCCUCGAAAGGAACCACGGCCCCCACGAAAGGCACCGGGGCCCCCCCGAGCGGCACAGCGACGGGAUUCCCCAAAGGCACCGGGGCAGCUCCCCCGAAGGGCACCACGAGCCCCCCGAAAGGCACCGGGGCCCCCGCGAAGGGCACAGCGACCGGCCCCCCCAAAGGCACCGGGGCGUCCCCCUCCCCGGUGAGCGAGACCCCGGCCAGCCCCGGCCCUUCCGAGAGCGGGGGGCUGCAGGAGGGGACCCCCGGGGGCAAAGCCCCGGCCGGCAGGAAGAAGCUGGUGAGGGUGAAGGUGGUGAGGAAGAAGGUGGUGAGGAAGAAGAAGCCAAAGGCUCCAGCCAAGGAGGCAGCUGCUCCGCAGGAGCCUGGGUGCCCCCCGCUGGGGCUGGAGUCCUUGCGGGUGCUGGAUUCCCAGCUGCGAGCCUCCAGCCACAAGCGCUAUGGGCUGGGGGCACACCGCGGCCGCCUCAACAUCCAGUCAGGGCUCUACGAUGGAGACUUCUACGACGGGGGCUGGUGCGCAGGGCGGGAGGACAGGCAGCAGUGGCUGGAGGUGGAUGCCCGCCGCCUCACCAACUUCACUGGCAUCAUCACCCAGGGGCUCAACUCCAUCUGGACGUACGACUGGGUGACGUCCUACAAGGUCCAGGUCAGCAACGACACACACACCUGGCACCCGUGCCGCAACGGCACCCAGGAGGCGGUGUUCCCUGGGAACAAGGACCCUGAGACGCCAGUGCUGAACCUGCUGCCCACGCCGGUGGUGGCACGUUACCUGCGCAUCAACCCCCAGAGCUGGUUCCCCAACGGCACCGUCUGCCUGCGGGCAGAGGUGCUCGGCUGCCCCGUGCCAGACCCGAACAACAUCUACGCCUGGCACAGCCAGCCCGUGCCCACGGACAAGCUGGAUUUCCGCCAUCACAACUACAAGGAGAUGAGAAAGCUGAUGAAGCGGGUGAGCGAGGAGUGCCCUGACAUCACCCGCAUCUACAGCAUUGGCAAGAGCUACCUGGGCCUCAAGAUGUACGUCAUGGAGAUCUCCGACAACCCUGGGCAGCACGAAGUGGGCGAGCCCGAGUUCCGGUACGUGGCCGGGAUGCACGGCAACGAGGUGCUGGGCCGGGAGCUGCUGCUCAACCUGAUGGAGUACCUGUGCCGGGAGUUCCGCCUGGGCAACCCCCGCGUGGUGCAGCUGGUCACGGAGACACGCAUCCACCUCCUGCCCUCCAUGAACCCCGACGGCUACGAGACCGCCUACAAGCUGGGCUCGGAGCUGUCAGGCUGGGCCAUGGGCCGCUGGACCUACGAGGGCAUCGACCUCAACCACAACUUCGCCGACCUCAACACAGCCCUGUGGGAUGCCGAGGACAACGACCUGGUGCCCCACGAGUUCCCCAACCACUACAUCCCCAUCCCCGAGUACUACACCUUUGCCAACGCCACGGUGGCGCCUGAGACGCGGGCAGUGAUCGACUGGAUGCAGCGCUACCCCUUCGUGCUGAGUGCCAACCUGCACGGCGGGGAGCUGGUGGUCACCUACCCCUUCGACAUGACCAGGACCUACUGGAAGGCACAGGAGCUGACCCCCACGGCUGACGACGGCGUGUUCCGCUGGCUGGCCACCGUCUAUGCCACCUCCAACCUGGCCAUGGCCAGCGAGGAGCGGCGCCUCUGCCACUACGACGACUUCAUGCGCUUCGGCAACAUCAUCAACGGAGCCAACUGGCACACGGUGCCUGGCAGCAUGAAUGACUUCAGCUACCUGCACACCAACUGCUUUGAGAUCACAGUGGAGCUCUCCUGUGACAAGUUCCCACACGUGUCCGAACUGCCAGCUGAGUGGGAGAACAACCGAGAGUCACUGCUGCUCUACAUGGAGCAGGUACACCGCGGGAUCAAGGGGGUGGUUCGGGACAGUGACACGGGGCAGGGCAUCGCCAACGCUGUCAUCUCUGUGGAUGGCAUCAACCAUGACGUCCGGACCGCCUUUGAUGGGGACUACUGGCGGCUGCUGAACCCUGGCGAGUAUGAAGUAACAGCGCGGGCCGAGGGCUACGAGGCUGCCACUCGGCCGUGCCACGUCUCCUACGAGAAUGUGCCCACCCAGUGCAGCUUCCGCCUGGCCCGGGUACGGCGGCAGCGGACACGGGGGCGGCUGCCGGGGGAUAUCCCUGUGCCUCCAGACCUGCUGCUGCGGCUGCGGCGGCAACGCCUGCAACGGCUGCGGGCCCAUCGCCGUGCACCGUGACCAGGGUGCUGCCCCAGGGCCGCAGGCUCGGCGUGCGGGGCCAGAGGCUGCAGCCCGUGCCAGCGGCGGGGCCGGAAAGGCGCGGGGGGCCAUGGGGAACCGUAACUGGAGCGGGUGCUCCCGGUGUCACUGCUGUGCGGGAUACCACCCAGUAAAGUUGGCUGUGCUGCC